CGGAGCCACCAUCAACAGUGACUAUGAGGCGUCAGGAAGGACUCAAGUGAACUACCUCUACAGAGUCACACAUUCAUCGGUGAAAUAGCAAGUUGGCUGUACAGAGACCGAUUGGAUCAACUACAUACUAACACAGGAACUCGUUAAUUAGUGCAACCCGGUGCUUUGAUUCGCCGUAGAGCUCAUGCAAAGAUGACUGCUGUUCUGGAUAGCCUUGGUUCGGAUAUGCAUACAAACCACAUUACCUCCAGCAAUUUCAACGCCGUGCACAAGUCGCAGGAUUCACCCACGUUACCGGUGUCCACCGUGACCGACAGCAGCUUCUACAGUGUCCCUCAGCCCGGUCAUUGCGCGGGCACAGCUUACGCGCAAUUGGCCUCGUACUCGUAUCAUCCCGGAGGAAUGGGAAGUAUUCCCUACAGUCCAAAAGCUUAUGACAUUGGGUUUGGAUCCUCUUACGGCGCGUAUGGAACAUAUGGCCCCAGUUCUUCGCCCACUCCAACAGAGCCAGAGAAAGACGAGAACGAACCGGAGGUACGCAUGGUGAACGGAAAGCCAAAGAAAGUCCGGAAACCACGAACCAUCUAUUCCAGCUUUCAGCUGGCCGCGCUCCAGCGCAGAUUCCAGAAAACCCAGUACCUCGCGCUGCCAGAACGCGCCGAACUGGCAGCCUCUUUGGGCCUCACGCAGACUCAGGUGAAGAUAUGGUUUCAGAACCGACGAUCAAAGUUCAAAAAGUUAUGGAAAAACGGAGAGAUUCCCCCGGAGCAGCACAUUGCUUCCGGCGACUCUCCGUCGUGCUCUCCCCCUUUGCAGAGCGGCUGGGAUUUCCACCAAAAUCAACUUCCAAGCGACGGGGACACGAGCACAGAGCAGGUCGUUGGACCGCCGAACACCACCGCGCCAUCCUUUUUGAAUAACUACCCUUGGUACUCGUCCACGAAUACGCAACUACAGCCAAACACGCUUAUACAACCCCACCACAAUUCGGCUAUGAGCGCAGGUGCCAUAUUCUAACAAAGGACUCGCUGAAUCGGAUGCACCUGUUAACAGGACAAUGUCAGACCGCGUCAAAGGACUUGUAAACAGAUACAAGCAUGGAGAAAAAUGUUUAUUUCGAAAUGAAUAUUUUGAAUUUGAAUUCUGCUGAAAUUUUCUUCAAGUUCUUUUUUUUUGUGGAGUUUUGUGGCGCUUACGAGCGCACUUGCAACAAAUCGACGCACAUUAAAUUAUUUUUCUAUUUAUUUAUUUGCUUUGUUUCUUUUGGAGUCGCAUGUCCAUGUGGUGGACAGGACUGUAAAUCACAUGCCAAUUAAAACGGGUAGCCUUUUCGCGUGCAUUGUACAUUUUCCUACAAUA
Electrophorus electricus (electric eel) is the source of this 1359-nucleotide messenger RNA. It is a transcript of the gene dlx2b, whose product is annotated as distal-less homeobox 2b. Lineage: Eukaryota; Metazoa; Chordata; Actinopteri; Gymnotiformes; Gymnotidae. Gene Ontology annotation, biological process: cell differentiation; negative regulation of transcription by RNA polymerase II; embryo development. Gene Ontology annotation, molecular function: RNA polymerase II cis-regulatory region sequence-specific DNA binding; DNA-binding transcription factor activity, RNA polymerase II-specific. The record is from RefSeq and is a predicted model, not a curated record.